Messenger RNA from Leptopilina heterotoma, 1264 nucleotides. Its product is annotated as galactose mutarotase-like. Lineage: Eukaryota; Metazoa; Arthropoda; Insecta; Hymenoptera; Figitidae. Gene Ontology annotation, biological process: glucose metabolic process; beta-D-galactose catabolic process via UDP-galactose, Leloir pathway. The coding region runs from base 155 to 1264 and encodes 369 amino acids. The transcript has 6 exons. The record is from RefSeq and is a predicted model, not a curated record. Gene Ontology annotation, molecular function: aldose 1-epimerase activity; carbohydrate binding.
CCCUUGUUUUGUUUAGUUUUCAACAAAAUUAUGUGAAUAUUAAUUGUGCAAGACUGAAUUUUUAUGGAAAAAUGCGAUAAAAAAGUAGUUUAAAAAGUGUUGACGCAAUUUUAAAAUUAACAAGUGUUUUAAAAAAGGAGUAAUUGUAUGAUCAAUGGCUCAAGAUACUCGAAUUCAAGUCGAUGGUUUUGGAUUUUUACCUGCAAAAUUUUGUGAAAUUGAAAAUACACGUAAAAUUGUGCAAAGGUAUACUCUGACAAAUAAAAACAAUGCAUCAGUUCAAUUAAUUUCAUGGGGAGCAGGAAUUCAAUCAAUUAGGGUACCGAAUAAAAAUAAUAUUUUAGGUGAUGUGGUUUUAGGAUACGAUUCUCUUCAAGAUUAUUUAGAAAAUAGAUACAUUGGUAGAAUAAUAGACAAAGUUGACAAUAGAUUUUCUGAUGGUAUUUUUCGUAAUGAUAAAAAUAAUUAUAAUCAAACUGAUCCUGAAUUUGACAGUGCAAACUGGGAAUCUCACGUCUUAGGAAAUCAAGUAAUAAUGUCAUUUCAAUAUUCCGGUCAUAUGUUAAUUCAAGUAAAAUAUUCCUGGACUAAUGAAAAUGAACUUCACAUAAAUAUUCGAGCGAGAAGUACAAAAUCAACUCCUGCAAAUUUUACAAAUUAUUCCUUUUUCAAUCUCGCUGGCCAUGCUACUGGACCAAAGGAAUUAAACAAUCAUAUUGUUACAAUAAAUGCUGAUAAAAGGAAAACUGUAAAUAUCGAAAAUAAUUUACCAUCAGAAACAAUUUUGCCCGUUGAUUCUACCGCUUAUGAUUUUAGACGUCCUGUUCAAUUAAACAGAAAAAAAUUAUACAGCAUUCCCGGCGGUGGUUUUAACAAUAAUCUUUGCAUCUCAACUCCUAGUUUUUUGAGUUACAGAUUCCACGCUAGAAUUUUACAUCCAAAUUCUGGAAGAUUUCUCGAAGUUUAUUCCAAUCAACCGGAUUUGCAUUUUGACACUGGAAAUAAUUUUCCUCUUGAGAAAAGAAUUUAUUCUUCAAAUUUGGAAAAUUGUCCGAAAGGCAAAAACCAAGGAGCAAAAUUAGAAAAUCAAAAAUACGAAAUGCGUUGUAAAAAUGGUGCUUUAUAUAGAAGACACGGAGCUUUCGCUCUAAUUCCCCAAAAUUAUUCAAAUCCGGUUAACAAAAAAAAUUUUUCUCAAUAUAUUCUUCAACCUGGAAAUGUUUACAGUCACGACAUGACUUACAAAUUUGGCGUUCUCGAAUAA